Plutella xylostella (diamondback moth) is the source of this 3239-nucleotide messenger RNA. RefSeq names its product PDZ domain-containing protein sprite (gene sprt). Lineage: Eukaryota; Metazoa; Arthropoda; Insecta; Lepidoptera; Plutellidae. Gene Ontology annotation, molecular function: protein binding. The record is from RefSeq and is a predicted model, not a curated record.
CCGCGCCUAAACAGUCGCCGCACCAUCGCUGAGCAGAGCGCACGCGCGAGCCACGAGCCGCGAGCGGGCAAGUGCACUGGAGCGAUACAACGCUGCUCCUACAUUAACUUUUUAAGGAUUUGUUUUUUUUAUCGGCGUAGAAAAAAGUGUUUUCGGCCAGUGGAUUUUGAAUUGUGUUUUUUGUGCAUUGUGCAUAAAAAUGUGAUUAAUUUGUGUUUGUUUCGUCUUGUUUAAAGUUUGGCACGAGUGCGAGGAUUAAUUAACAUCUGGUAGUCCCCACAUGCACGGGCGGCGCCAUGUCGGCGGUGAUGAGCACGCUGUCCAUGAUCAGCGGGGGGCGCCGCGCGCACCGCAAGCUCGCGCACACCAGUGCGCGCAAGUCGGGGCAGUUCUCGGACGCGGGCGAGGAGCGCGGGCCCGAGCUGCAGCGCCAGCAGCGCUCCGCCUCCAUGCAAACCCUGGAGACGAGCGGCGCGGGCGUCGGCAACCUCGAGAGCCUGGAGGCCAAGAUGGCGAGUAUCGAGGUGUCGCUGGCGGGGGCGCGGCGGCGCGGCGGCAGCGGGGGUGUAAGGGACAUGGGGCGUGAAUUUGACGCCCUCAAAGCCGCCCUUAACGACAAGGAUACGCUCAUACAGAAUCUCAAGAAGCAACUGAGCGCCUCGCUGAGCGCGGCGCGGCUGGCGGCGCAGGCCUCGCCAGCCAUCAAGCGCUCGACCAGUCUGGACGGCAGCGCUCGGCUUUCGCCCGACGAACGGAAAGCGCUCGAGGAACGCGCUGCAGCGGUUAAAGCGGACCUGGAGACCAGGAAGAAUAAUAUACAGGAGUUGAAGAGAAGACUGGAGAAGACACAUGUUACGGACAACAUCGACUCGCGCAUCCAGGCGGCGGAGCUGGAGUACCAGGUGGGGCGCGAGGAGCUGGAGCUGCAGGCGCUGGCGGAGCAGGCGCGCGCGCUGCAGCAGCUCAUGCAGCGCGCCGCCGCCGCCGCCCACAGCGACAGUCUCUACGACGCGGUGCGUGAGCUGGGCGGCUGCGCGGCGCUGGUGUCGGCGGAGGCGCGCGAGGGCGCGUGGGGCGCCGCCCUGCGCGGGGGCGCCGCCCACGUCGACUGGAGCCGCGAGAACUGUCUGCGGGCUGGAGACAGGCUGGUGGAAGUGAACGGCGUGUGCGUGUUGAGCUGCAGCAGUGAAACUGAGCUGUCGCGCGCAGCCGCCGCCGCCGCGCCCGCGCGCCUCGUCAUACUGCGCAGCCACCACACCGGCACCAGCAACCACAACUUGACGCAGAACGAAGCGUCAUCGCUGCGCGCGGAGCUGGGCCUCCUCCGCGCAUCAUCCGACGAGGCGGAGCGCGCCAAGCAGGAGCUGCGAGCCGACAACACGCGCCUCACGCACCGCAUCUCCUACCUCGAGGACCAGGUGCACGAGCUGCUGGCCUCGCACAAGCAGCUACAGCCAGUGAGCAGCAACGACAGCAGCUGCAUCACCGUGAACAAGAGCAAGAAGAACGUGACCAACAUCAGCAUCAGCAGCGAGCCGGCGGGGGCGGGGGGCGCGCGGGGGGAACUGCAGGUGUUCCAGAAGGGGCCCGACAUCACGGCGCUGGUGGCGCGGCUGCCGGGGCUGCAGGGCGCGGACGCCGGCCUGCCCGUGCUGCGCCCGCGGAGCAACGCGUCCGGCGCCUCCUCGCGCGCCGCCGCCUCGCCCCGCGCCUCCCCCCCGCCCCGCGCGCCCAGCGCGCACAGCGACCGCGCGCGCAUGCGCCACUCGCUGUCUCACCACUGCAUCCACGCCGACUACAGCGCCGAGACCGACGCCGCCAUCCGCAUGAUCGAGCGCAACCAGCGCCACAUGGACAAGCAGCGGCUGCGGGCGGAGCGCCGCGCGCGCAGCGAGGAGGACGCGCUCCGCGACCCCGCCCCGGCCGCCGCGCCCGACCCACACCGACACAUCGAGAUCAAGAAGGCCGCCGACAGGAUCGAGGAGAGCAUCAAGAAGACAAACUGGGCGGAGAGGAAGACGCUCUCCAUCAUCGAGCAGCUCAAGCGCUCGCAGCGCAUGAGGAAGCUGAAGAAGAACGAUAGCGCGGAGGAUGUCCAGCUGGAGGCCGAGCGGCACCACCACCACCGCAUCGACGGCAAGGUGCUGGAGAACGCGCACAAGUCCUCCCGCCGCUCGUCGCGCCUGCACUCGCGCAGCGCCAAGUCCUCCGAGAUGGAGUCGGAGUGCUCGGACUUCCCGGGCAGCGAGUUGUACCACAGCUCGCCGCGCAUCGACUGCGGCGGUCACUACCGCAAGCACGAGGAGCGGUCGCGGCCCGACGGCGAGCCCAAGCCGCGCCCCACGCCGCCGCGCAAGCCGCUGCGCCUGUCGCUGCACAAGGCCCGCAGCGCGCACUCGCUGGCGCACGGCAGCGAGUCCGAGUACAGCCGGCCGCCGUCCGAGGCGUACCUCACCAGCGAGGUGGACACGCCCAGCAAGAAGCCGGUGAAGCGGUCGCACGCGCGGGACGGCGGGGGGCGGGACGGGGGGCGGGACGCGGGGCGGGCGACGCCGCGGCCGGCGCGCAAGCUGCUGCCGGGGCUGAGCGCGUGCGAGGCGCCGCCGCCGGACCGCCUGUACCCGGACCACGCGCCGCUGCGCAAGAACUCGCUCGUCAACACCGGCAAGUGGUGCUGACGUCACGGGAGACAGUGAUAGAAUGCCUCCUCGAGAGCCAGUGUGCCCAGCUGCCGCAGGUCUGAGGAACUCUCGAAAAGUUUUUGACUUCGUGAGAGCUAAAGUGUGAAUUGACUAGACGGAAUCAGUGAUUUAUAAAUUAUAGAAAAAAAACUGGCUAAACGAAAACUAUGUAACAUGGACGGUUAUGAUGGACAUGUGAGAAAAACUAUUAAACUUUUUUGUGUUGUGCAUGGUUGUGAAAUCUAAAAUGUGUUGUAUCUUACGGUUUACAAAAAGACAGUCAUAAGUGGUUUGAGGCUACUGAUGUUUAUGAACAGUGGGAGAGUGUAGAUAACAGCUUUGUGUAGAUAACAGUAGACUAAAUAUACCGCAAUUAGAAUUAGAUUAUAAUUAGGUACUUUAAAACUUUAAAGUUAAGAAUCUCAGUUUUAAAAAACAAAUAAUUUAUAUGACAUUGUAAAUAUUAAGUUAAUUGUAAGUAGAUAAUUGCACCCACCGCGUAAAUACUCACUUUAUAAAAUGCUAUAUUUAUAAUUAAAAUAUAAUGGGCAUCAGCAA